Messenger RNA from Dimorphilus gyrociliatus, 989 nucleotides. The record is from the annotation of a GenBank genome assembly. Lineage: Eukaryota; Metazoa; Annelida; Polychaeta; Dinophilidae.
AGUUUAAAAAUAUAAUCAUGACAAAGAACUUGAAUAGACGUGAAUACUCCCAAACUGAUUAUCAUUUUCCUGGUGUUUCGAGGAAAAAAUUACCAGUUGACCUUAGAGAGCCAAUAUAUUAUAUAAAAAUGGCUACUAGCGGUUCUUGGAAAGGUUCAACAAAUAGAAAAAAAUCAGCGAAUCCUCAUCAAAAUGAUGCAGAAAAGCAAAAAUCAACGAAUGUUGUUGAAAAAACGGAUUCUCUACUUAAAAAAACAGCAUGCUCUAUUAAAUAUCGAUAUCCUACAAGUUUUCAAAAAACUGCUCCUAGUUUAUCAUCCAAGGAUAAAUUGCGUGAAGCUGAGAGAGAUCGUCUAAUGCAAAAAUUAUCGAAUUCAACGCCUGAAUGUAUGAAAAGAGGGACAUUCUACUCUGAACAGCCUAGACGACAUAAUUGUACUUAUGGUGUUCUUCCUUAUAAUCAAAAUAAUAAAUCAAUAUCUCAGAGAUUUGGAAGAAGUUCUCUAAGUAUAACAUAUAUCUUAAAUCAUAAAAUUGGUAGUAACCUAUUGAAGGAAAGAUAUAGCAAAUCAACGAAAAAUCAGAACAAUGGUAGUUUAAAUCGUACUGAAAAUAAAGUUACUUUUGAUGAUUCGACGGAUGCUAAAAGAAAUGGUACCUAUAAUUAUUCUUAUGCAUACGACGAAAAUAACGAUAAUUUAAGCUUUGAUGAUACGGAUUCUUAUACUAAAGAUACUAAUAAAAUAGAAAAUCCCCCUUCACUCUCUUACUCAGAUUCAGGUUCCGAAAGAAAGCUAUUGGAGACUUUAGACUCUUCUAGAAAUUCUACUGCAAGACCUGUAUCGAGUAGGCAAACGACGGAUAGAUCGACAAAAAGGAGUUCAGUUCGUAGUAAUUCUAAGAGUGAUGACGAUCUUAGCAUUGCAAAGAGUUACGAAAAAGAACUGUACGCACUUGAUUCGGAAUUUGAAUCGAAUGAUGAAAUCUAA